Molecule: messenger RNA, 3474 nt
Organism: Hydractinia symbiolongicarpus
Lineage: Eukaryota; Metazoa; Cnidaria; Hydrozoa; Anthoathecata; Hydractiniidae
Exons: 3
Coding region: 1942-2328 (128 amino acids)
Source: RefSeq, a predicted model, not a curated record
AAUUUAAGUUCAAAGUGAUGACACUAUUCGGCCAGCGACGUAACAGUGUCAUGGUGCAAAAAAAGUGAAAAUACAAAUUUAUCGUCUAAUAAGUUUUCAAUGAUAAAAUUUGUCGCUACCGUAAAUUUAAAAGAUAUUACAAAAGCCCUGAUAUUGAAGUCGAGUCUUGGGGAAUAUACGCGAAGAUGCUGAAGUUUGAAAAAAAAGUAAAAAUGUUUAGGUUUAACUAUCCAAUUUCAACUGUUGUAACUGUGGAGUAUACCCACUAUUUAGCACAAUAUAAAUGUAGCAUACCCCGAAUGUGGCGAAACAUGUUAUUGUUAUUGUUUGCGGAGAAAGUUCAACUUCGAAUCCCCGAUAAAAACAUAGCUUCUGACAUGGAGCUUUGUUAUGUUAUGCGGUUUAAUUAAGGCGUAAAAAUAGUAAAGUAGUUUAAUAAAGUUAUUUUAAGACGCAAGAAUGCAGCAGUUUCAACUGAUAAAAGAAUGUGUUUUACUUUGCAUAGUCUUGCCCUACUUGGGUUAUGAUUUAAAAGUGUCCGACUUUGGGCAGCCGCCCUACUUUGGGUGGAACAUAUCAACGCUGGCGAUAGUCUAGUGAUAUGAGAAGUUCUUUACUGAUUUUCUGAAUCCCAAGUCAAACUGUAAACAAAAAAAUCUCUGUCUGUCUGGGCAUUGCUGAGUGUUUUCUACACUUUUGCAGAAUUUUCUGUAAAGGAAGUAGCAAAAUAAGUUAUCGCUCAUCUUCCAGUGUGCCUGUGUGUUACAAGCUUAUUUUCAGAUCUGUAUGCAAAAAUUAGAACAAAAAUAUAACCGCAUGGUAUAUAUAAAACCGCUUUGUAUAUAAAUCCUGGCCCACUACUAAGUUAGCAAAAUUAUCAUCGGGGAGUUUAUGUCACAAGUCCUCCUGUGAAGGAAUUUAUUUACAUUCAGGAAACAAGACGUCAACUGAGACAAAGCUUUGUUAUGCCCCACUUUGUUGUAAUAAUUGCCCCACUUUGUAAUAUCUGCCCCACUUUUGUAAUAACUUCUGCCCCACUUUGUAUUUUCAGAGCUGCCCCAGUUUGUUAUACGCCAUUUCAGAAUUAGCGCAGCCAUAUUUAAUUUUUCCGCAAGUGGAGCAAGUUAGACUUUGACCUCCCGUUCUCAGUAGCGAAGCCUAUAGACAAUGCUAAAAUAAAAAGGCUCUUUUAAGAGAUUUAGCUACAGUAUCUUGAGAUAGUUUUCCUUAUUUUUUAUAUAGCUAUCAGCAUUGUAUUUUAAGCCUCUUAAACCUUGUUUUUCAGCAAAAUCAUAUAAUGUUCCAAAACAUUCCAAAUCCAAGGUGUACUAAAAUUUCGCGAAAUAAAACAAGACAAGAGGUCAGGGGAUUAGGAUUUAAUACUGGUACCCAAAUGUAAACAAAAACGUGCCAAGAUAAGCGAUAAAUCUCCUAAAUCUCUCUUCUUUUUGGUACUUUUUGUAUGCUUUGUUACCGAAGAACGCAGGGUUCAAAGUCCAACUUGCACCACUUGCGGCAAAAUUAAAUAUGGCUGCGCUAACUCUGUUAAUGCGUAUACAUGUGAUAAAGUAUAUAAAAAUAUUAUAGCUAGCAGCAGUUGGAUUUUUUUAAAGAAAAAACAACAACAAAAAAACAAGAACAGAUAAAAGUCUUGGUUUUUUUGCAUUUGUAUUUUUUGAAAGUUUAUAGCGUAUAUAUUAUGCAAUAAAUUGCAUCAAAUACACUUGUUCUUUUUGACUAGGGUGGAUAGGAUAAGCUUUUGGGCAUCAACAUAUAUUCACUUUAACCAUAGUCACAAGAAAAGAGAUUUUCCCGUAUCGAGGUUGUGUUCCGGGAUUUUCUCGUACCCAGUCUAUUUUAGCUGUAAAAUUCAACAUUCGUUUGUUGACAUUACAUCAUUACUGUACUUAUACUUUAAACGUUGAGAUUGAAUGCAAUGUUAUGCCUGGGGCAAAUUGUUCUGUAUAUGGCUGCUCGAGUUCCAGACUUAUCACGAAAGAUAGAGUGGGGGACAAUCUUUUAAAGAGGCAAAUUGAAAAUUGCACCCUUAAUAUUUGUGAAAAACAUUUUUCUGAGAAACAAAUAGUUCAAAAUGAAAAGAGGAAAAGAAUGGUACCUGGUUCUAUACCACACCUCAAUUUACUACAAAAAACGUUGCCCGCAACCAGUACACUCACAAAACGAAGACUUUCUGCUGCAAACAUUGCUGCCAAAAAACAUGUUGCAAAUCAUAUUUCAACAUUAGCAUCAAAAUUACCAGCAAUGUAUGAUGAAAUCAGGCAUGAUUUCAUGGCCAGUCAUGUUCUGGUGUUCCUGGUACAUACGUAGUAUUGUCAAUCAAUUUAAAUUCAGCUUGGCAAAUUUUGCUACAAAUGGUGCCACAGCCAGCCAAAUGUUCCCAUUAUUUUGGAAAGCAGUCUCAAUUUGUGAGCUGAGUUGUAACCUGAGAGUUGUUGGAGCAACUUGUGAUGGAGCAUCACCAAAUCAAGUGAUGAUAACGCAAACCCGAAUGUUGAUGUCACAUACAGAAGUCUGAAUCUCUUUAGUUUUGAGAAGCGUUUUAUAUACUUCAUCUCAGAUCCUCCUCAUUUGAUAAAAACGUCAAUUUGUCUCGCCAAUUCUGGUUCUGGUUGUUGCACUCGAUAUAUGUAGAACACAGACAAGUUCAUCAUAUGAAACCACAUUGCUGAUCUUUUUUACCAAGAUCGUGACUGUGGUUUACAUUUGCUUCCCAAAUUGUCAUACAACCAUAUAUUUCGUCAUUCUCAGUUAUGAACGUCAAGUUGGCUGCACAGGUUUUAAGCUCUACAGUCAGCAAUGUUCUCACUAAUUUUGGUCCACCAGGGGCAGCUGGAACAGCUAAAUUCUGUCAAAUGAUAGAUGGGUUUUUUGACAUAUUGAACAUCAGAAACACAAAAGAUCAUGUAAAAAAACGGAAACCAUAUCUACUUCCUUUCUCGACAGCUAAUGAUGAUUGAUUUAUCUGGUUACGUGAAGUGUUCCUGCAAUAUUUUGAAGACUGGCUCCAGUCAAUUGAGAAUCGCCCAGGAAACUUUACUAAAAAUGCAAAAGUCAGUAUGUUUAUAUCAUGGCAGACAUAUGAGGGCAUUAAGAUCACUGUCAACUCUGCCAUUGAAUUAAUUCAGUUUUUGCUUAAAAACAAUGUGUCGUAUGUGCUGACAGAACGAUUCUGUCAAGACCCACUAGAGAAUUAUUUUGGACGUCAGUGGUCAAUGGGAGCAAGGAAGGACAACCCAACUAUUCGCGAUUUUGGAUUCAAUGAUAACACUAUUAGAAAUCAGACAAUGAUCUGGUUGAAUUCAGUGAUGAACCCCUACUGUGUCCUAAAAAGCAGAAGGCUGGUGAUUAAGUGACAAAAUGACAUUGAAACGGCUAUUUUUAUAGCAGAUUUAUUUUUAAUAUAUUUUGAUAUAUAGUUUCUUUCGUUAAGCCGAGAAUGAUAAGGAAUGAUGA